GCCGCUGCUCCCUGUCAGGCAGCCGGUUUCCUCUGGCCGGGCCCGCAAGGGCCGUCAUUCCGUGUCCCGGCCGGCGGCCGAGUCCGAGUGUCCUCGCUCAGGGCUGCUGGCCGCUAGCACCGCGCCCUCGCGGGCUGCGUGUCGCUGCUGCCCAGACGCGGGUCAGUCGUGGCUUCUGAGGGACCGGGGUCGCGGCCGGGCCCUCGGCUCCCAGCCGUCUCCCAACUCCUGCCCCCGCCCCGCCCCUGAGGCCCGGUCAUCGGGCUCUCGACGCUCGGUCGCGCGGCCGAUCGACGCCCUCGGCGCUGCGACGGCGGAAGCGAGGGUGCGGGCCGCUGGCCGCCUCGGCGCCGGGCCCUGUCCGUGCGGGCCUGCAGGUCACUUCUGUAGCUGGAUCUUGUUUCUUCAACAAGCACAAUGUCUCGAUCCCGACAGCCCCCUCUUGUGACAGGCAUCUCUCCAAAUGAAGGCAUCCCGUGGACGAAGGUCACGAUUAGAGGAGAAAACCUGGGGACUGGGCCAGCUGACCUCAUAGUACAAAUACAGGGCCUAUUGAAUCUGAGGAACCUUGGUAACUGCUGCAACGGGAUGAGCAAACUGUUCCUCUGGUUCCUUUCCUGCAAACGUGGGCCAUCGUGGCUGUUAUAUGUGUUUGCUCAUCUGGGUCUGACAAUUUGUGGGCAUAAUUGCCUCCUGACAGCAGAGUGGAUGUCUGCAAGUAAAAUCGUGUGUCGAGUGGGACAGGCCAAGAAUGACAGAGGAGACAUUAUCGUCACGACCAAGUCGGGUGGCAGAGGAACCUCCACAGUGUCUUUCAAGCUGCUCAAACCUGAGAAAAUAGGCAUUUUGGAUCAGUCCGCUGUGUGGGUUGAUGAGAUGAAUUACUAUGACAUGCGCACUGACAAGAAUAAAGGGAUUCCUCCCUUGUCCCUGCGUCCUGCCAACCCACUCGGCAUCGAGAUUGAAAAAGGUAAAUUUCCCCAGAAGGACUUAGAAAUGCUGUUCCCUGGAAUGAGUGCUGACUUUACAAGUGAGAACUUUUCCGCUGCCUGGUACCUAAUUGAGAACCACUCCAACACGAGUUUUGAACAGCUCAAAAUGGCGAUCACCCACCUGAAGAGACAGGCUAACAAGAAGAGCGAGGGCAGCCUGGCGUACGUGAAAGGGGGGCUCAGUACUUUCUUUGAGGCACAGGACGCCCUUUCAGCUAUCCAUCAAAAACUAGAAGCGGACGGAACGGAAAAAGUAGAAGGAUCCAUGACGCAGAAACUGGAGAAUGUUCUGAACAGAGCAAGUAACACUGCAGAUACAUUAUUUCAAGAAGUCUUAGGUCGAAAGGACAAGGCAGAUUCCACUAGAAAUGCACUCAAUGUGCUCCAGCGAUUCAAGUUUCUUUUCAACCUCCCUCUAAAUAUUGAAAGGAACAUCCAAAAGGGUGAUUAUGAUGUGGUUAUUAAUGAUUAUGAAAAGGCCAAGUCACUUUUUGGGAAAACAGAGGUGCAAGUUUUCAAGAAAUAUUAUGCUGAAGUAGAAACACGGAUUGAAGCUUUAAGAGAAUUACUUCUGGAGAAGUUGCUUGAGACACCAUCAACUUUACAUGACCAGAAACGUUAUAUAAGGUACCUGUCCGACCUCCACGCGCCUGGCGACCCUGCGUGGCAGUGCAUCGGGGCCCAGCACCGGUGGAUCCUCCAGCUCAUGCACGGCUGCCGGGAGGGCUGCGUGCGGGACCUCAAAGGGCCCCCAGGCCUUCACAGCACCUCGCUGGACCUCGAUGCAGAGGUGCGCGCCUCCACGCCCGGUCACCUCGGGCAGACGGCGUCGCUGAAGAGGGGCAGCAGCUUCCAGCCUGGUCGAGAUGACGCGUGGAGAUGCAAAACUCCCCAUCGGGUGGCAUUUGUUGAAAAAUUGACCAAGCUUGUUUUAAGUCAGCUGCCCAACUUCUGGAAACUCUGGAUUUCAUAUGUUAAUGGAAGCCUUUUCAGCGAGACCGCUGAGAAGUCAGGCCACAUUGAGAGAUCAAAGAAUGUAAGGCAAAGACAAAAUGAUUUUAAGAAAAUGAUCCAGGAAGUCAUGCAGUGUCUGGUGAAGCUGGUCCGUGGGGCCCUACUCCCACUCGGCGCGGCAGAGGGCGGCGGGCGGCAGCUCGGAGGCUGGGAGGGGAAGGCUGAGCUCUCUGGACAGUGGCUGGCUCACGUCAUCCAGACCCUCAGGCUGACGUAUGAAUCGCUGGCCGCCCUUGAGAUCCCUAACGACUUGCUGCAGACCAUCCAGGACCUCAUCUUGGAUCUCCGAGUGCGCUGUGUGGUGGUCACGCUGCAGCGCACAGCUGAAGACAUAAAGAGAUUGGCUGAAAAGGAAGAUUGGGUUGUCGACAGCGAAGGCCUGACAUCUCUACCCUGCCGGUUUGAGCGCUGCGUGGUGCUGUCCCUGCAGUCGUUGCGUGGUGUCCUGGAAUGCAAGCCCGGAGAGGCCAGCGUCUUCCAGCACCCUAAAACCCAAGAGGAGGUUUGCCAACUGAGCAUCAAUAUCAUGCAGGUUUUUAUAUACUGUCUGGAACAGUUGAGCACCAAGCCUGAUGCCGAUGUAGACACUGCACAUCUCUCCGUUGAUGUUUCUUCUCCUGAUUUGUUUGGAAGUAUCCAUGAAGACUUCAGUCUGACUUCUGAACAGCGACUUUUGAUAGUCCUAAGUAAUUGCUGCUACCUAGAACGUCACACCUUCCUAAACAUAGCAGAACAUUUUGAAAAACACAACUUCCAGGGAAUAGAAAAAAUAACACAGGUGAGCAUGGCCUCACUCAAAGAUCUGGACCAGAGGCUGUUUGAAAGCUACAUUGAGCUGAAGGCAGACCCCAUCGUGGGCUCCUUGGAACCUGGCAUUUACGCUGGCUACUUCGACUGGAGGGACUGCCUGCCCCCAACAGGUGUCAGAAACUACUUGAAAGAAGCAUUGGUGAAUAUAAUCGCCGUGCACGCAGAGGUGUUCACUGUCUCCAAGGACCUGGUGCCCCGGGUGCUGUCCAGGGUGGUGGAGGCGGUCUCUGAGGAGCUGAGCCGGCUCAUGCAGUGUGUCUCAUCCUUCAGCAGAAACGGGGCUUUGCAGGCCAGGCUUGAAAUCUGCACCCUGCGGGACACUGUGGCGGCCCACCUGACACUGGAAAGCAGAUCCAGUUUCAAGCAGGCCCUGGAAGCCCUGCCUCAGCUCUCGAGCGGAGCAGACAGAAAGCUGCUGGAGGAGCUGCUGAGCCGGGUCAAGAGUGGCAUGCACCUGCAGCUGGCCUGCUUCCAGGCUGCCCCCCCACCCGCCGUGAAGACGUAGAGCCUCCAGGCGAUGCUCGCUGAGUGCCCACAGUGCUCACGUCGUCAGGCCUUUUCUGUGUGACUCACCCUGAACCCCACGUGGGUCUCCUGCCCCCUCGACCCCUGCACACGUGAGGGGCUGCAGUCGGCGUCUCCUCCAGAACCGGGCGCCCUGCUGCCCACCCGCACCACUUCUCUGGCCUCUCCAGUGUCCUGCCUGGGGGCUCGGGGUCUCUGCUCUGGUGGUGUCUGUGGCACCAGGCACGGGAGCCACCAGUGACACUGUCACCAGAACAGGUCAGGCCGCCGUGUCCUCCCGCAGACUCGGCUUCCCUGACCUGCCUUCGUCACACCAUUUGCUUCAGAAAACUGAGUCAGGUUUUGGCUUGUUCCCCAAGGCCACAGGCCCGUUUCUGACGCUGGCGUUCGUGUAUCUGUACAGGGAGCUCUGAGGUCCUCCGUGGCCAUGUGCUGUGUCCAUCACUUGAAGUCAGUCAGUCUUGUGUUUGUUCGUUUGGGGUCAAGGAAGGUUUUGUCUUGAACAAAACUUAUGAAGAAAUACACUGAAGGUGGAGCUCUCCUAGGCAUGUUCACCCCUGUACCCACUGUGGCUGUAACUCAGAGUACAGAGCCACAGUCCUGAGCAUUUGCCUUAUUUUAAGUGUAUGAUGAAGACCCUUCUUGAGUCAAUAAAGAAUGUGUCUUUAAUACAAGA
This is a messenger RNA of Bubalus bubalis (water buffalo), 4017 nucleotides long. It is a transcript of the gene EXOC2, whose product is annotated as exocyst complex component 2. The transcript has 30 exons. Gene Ontology annotation, cellular component: exocyst. Bases 418 to 3321 code for a protein of 967 amino acids. Lineage: Eukaryota; Metazoa; Chordata; Mammalia; Artiodactyla; Bovidae. The record is from RefSeq and is a predicted model, not a curated record. Gene Ontology annotation, biological process: exocytosis; Golgi to plasma membrane transport.